Solea senegalensis (Senegalese sole) is the source of this 1508-nucleotide messenger RNA. RefSeq names its product eukaryotic translation initiation factor 5A-1-like. Lineage: Eukaryota; Metazoa; Chordata; Actinopteri; Pleuronectiformes; Soleidae. Gene Ontology annotation, biological process: positive regulation of translational elongation; positive regulation of translational termination. The record is from RefSeq and is a predicted model, not a curated record. The transcript is spliced from 5 exons. Bases 86 to 553 code for a protein of 155 amino acids. Gene Ontology annotation, molecular function: ribosome binding; RNA binding; translation elongation factor activity.
CGACGGAUGCUGCGGCAGUGAAGUUCACCGCGCGUGCGCAUUCUCGCUCCUCUUUUUCUUGGAAGCACCCCUGACGCAGCACACCAUGGCAGAUGAUGACAUCGACUUCCAGACCGUGGAGUCUGGCGCCUCCUCCACUUACCCCAUGCAGUGCUCUGCUCUGCGCAAGAACGGCCACGUUGUGCUGAAGGGACGUCCUUGCAAAAUCGUGGAGAUGUCAACCUCCAAGACCGGCAAGCAUGGACAUGCUAAGGUUAACAUGGUUGGUAUCGACAUCUUCACCAACAAGAAAUAUGAAGACAUGUGCCCCUCCACCCACAACAUGGAUGUUCCAGCCAUCAAAAGAUUAGACUACCAGCUGAUCAACAUCGAUAACAGCUACAUGUCUUUGUUGGCGGACAACGGCGAUGUCAGAGAGGACCUGCGUGUCCCUGAAAAUGACAUCGGUAAAGAAAUCGAGGCCAAGUUCAGCGCCGGUGAGGAUUUUGCGGUCACCGUGCUCUCUGCCAUGGGCGAGGAGUGCGCUGUCGCCACCAAGGUUCUGCCCAAAUAAAGUCGACAGACGUUGCUGCCCAGGGCAACACACCCCACCCACAACCCAGUCUCUUGCAUUCUCAUUGGUUCCUGUCACCAAAGCGUUGGCCAACGUCAAUCAUUGUGUUGUAAUUUCUCUCUCUAACAACAAUAAUAAUAAUAAUAAUCAUUGAUGUUGUUUUUUUGUUUCUUCUUCCCGCUGCAGUUAGGACUGCGCUGUCCUUCUGCCUCAUCACUCAAGUUUCUGUUGACAACAGUCGACUUUAUAUAAAAAAACUUGGAAAAAAAAGUUUCUCAUCAGUCGCUCAUUCCUGCUCAUUCACGUCCUUUUGCCUUCAAAGUGUCACAUUCCUGAAUGUUGGAAUAACAACGGGAGUUGUUGGCUUUUGUAUGAUUAUUUUUUUAUAUUCUUUAGAUUGAAAAUAGCAGGUCUAAAAACCUUUUAGAGGGAGGGGCUUUGGAGGGGGGGGCGGGCGGGCGUCGACCCUGUAGAUAGUUAAGCCUGGUUUUAGAUCGUCCCACUGGCAGCCAUUUUGCUUCCCCAGCCUUCGCUCUAGUUCUUCGGCGAUGGCGAGCGUUUACAAGCACUUGAGGUUCAAACCCCGAUCACGUCCCACCACACACCCCAGUCUGAACAGGAACAAGCUUCAUUUUCUUUGUCCCUCCCCUUCAGUCUUUGCUCUGUAGAAAGUUGGAGGUUUGUCCCCAACCUUUGACCUCCUCCUCGCCUCCCACAACUACUUAAAGAAAGUUGUAUUUAGUAGUGAGUCAUGAGUGUGAGAUGGCGUAGGCGGUGUGCAGUGAGCGCUUGUUGAGGGACUCUAUUGGGUUCAGGGAGAGGGUGGUUAUAAAACAAAGAGUUGCAAAGUAUUUUUCUUUGGUUUUCUGUUUUUGUUUACUCGAGGCCUUUGUCACCUGACUGGAGAUGACAAAAUAAAAAUGAUUAAACAAAAUGGAGAAAAAACCCCUGCAAA